CCAGCAAAAAUGUCUUUGUUUUUUCAGAAAUAUCCACUGAAAAGCUUGGGAUGUAUAGUUUUCAGAUAACUGGUUUUUUUUCCUUAACUGUCUCCUCUUUGAUUAUAAAUGCUGUUUGAUUGGUCACCUAAGUCACAUGAUAAUGUUUCUGCUCUCCAAUUGGAUGACUGAAGCAAUUUAAACAGGAGAAUAAUGAAUAACAAGCAUUGCUAUUUAGUAUAAAUUUUCAAAUAUAUAAUUAUUUGGGCUAAAAUUCAAAAAAAGUUUAGUACUCACAGCUGUUUUCACCAAUACCUGGUAGCUGUCUGGAUACUAAGUUGCAAAUAAUGAAUGAUAUGACCCCAUGAAUCUAGUGAACCAACUCAGCUUCUAGUCACAAACAGAUUUGCAAAGCACUUUAUAUGCUGUUUGAACAGCUUUGAUUAGCAUGUUAGCCUGCUGACUCUCUAGAGUCUGAAUUGGUAAAUGCUCCCUCUGCUGUUUUCUCGAAUUCUCCCCUCAGUCUGCAAUCACUGGCAUCUUGGCAGGAACACAGGUGCUUAGUGCAGGGAUUAAAAACUACUUCACAAGAUUACAUCUAUUUUCCUCUCUGAUGGUUUUGCCAUUGCAGCAUUUUGUUCAAAAAGAUGAACCUAGGGCCUUCUGAAGGACCUCGGUCUAACCCCACAGCACACACCCAAGACUUGUAGGCUGAGAAGCAAAUGUAACUCCUCAAUUCUUUAGGAUCAGAUUCCUAUCUGGACCCCCCAGACAGCUCUAGUCUAAACCAACCAAUUACUGAGGCAUGUAGAUAACAUUUCUCAAAGCUUUCUCUAACUUUGGCACCCAGAGUUUGUUUGGGUAAAACAAUAAACGUAUUAGACCUACCUGGCUGAUGGAGGGUUUUUGCUUCCUCCUGAAACCUUUUGUUUGUAACGGGGAUUCGAAAGCUCAGCACUUGUGGAAUCUUCUGUGACUGCACAAAGAGGGGCUGUGGCAUGGACAAGCAGGCAGGCAGAAGGAAGAAAAAAGCUACAACUACAGACAAACAGGCUUCCAUUCAGCUUGAGUUCCAGCUUUGUCUCUGUUGUUUACCAGGGACCACACCCUGUUUGGAACUAUACAGCACAUAGGACCAUCUAGUGGCUGAAUGAUUUACUAAGAAUCCGCUUAGAACAGGUAUGCCUGUUUGACUGUCAUGGUUGUGGAUGAUGGAAAAGCAACCGUCAAACAACAGUAUCCUCCAUCGGUUUAUUAAUAGCCAGGAGCAGACAUAUGAAGAAUUUCUCAGCAUGUUCACUUAUCUUUGGAAAGAAGAGGUGAAAAUGAAAAGCCAAGUAUCUGAAAUGGAUUCCAUAGAAAAUACAUUUUCGAUGCUUGAGUUGUCAAACCAAAAUAAACAGAAUGUCUCUCCUGUAAGAAACAAAGAGCCAUCAGUGUCUCUCUCAUCACAGACUUUUGAUGAAGACCAGAUAAUGAUGGGUAAAGGCUGGAAAGUUGGCUGCUCUAACCAAGGUGACCUCAGUCUGGCAAGAAGAGUGAAGGUGGGCAAUUACUUGGAUUUGGAAGAUUUUGACACAGAUGAUGAAUUUGGUCAAGGGACAUAUAGUGCAGGGUCAUUAGUGCUUCCAGGAGAGGUGGAACAGACAGCGACUUACUAUACACCUUUCUUUGAUCAGCCUACUAAUCUGGAGUUCGGGACCUUGCCAAUUACACGACCAUCAAUCAGCAAAACACAAGAGCUAUGUGGGGAUGAAGUUCAGCUGUUCUCCCUUGAUGAAGAAUUUGACUAUGACAGUGUGGCAUUGACCCCCAAGUUCUCUGAGGCUGAGAUGAAAGCCAUUAUAAACUUGUCUGUACAGAAAAAAGUAAGGCUUGGCCUCAAGUCACCAGGAUGUGAAGACUGAAGCUGACGUACCUUGCUGGGCAUUCUGUUAUUCAGCUGGAAAAAUAUUUUUAAGGGGAAAAUCCAGCUCCUUCUUCUGCCAUCAUAGAGGGGCUCUUUUGCAAUAGAGCCAGUGUGGGCCUGUCAUAGAACCUGUGGGAUGUUCAUAUACCCUGUGCAGCAUGGGGCUGAAGUAGCCUCUACGUAGUAUUAUUAUUCAUUAUUUGUAUUACUGUAGUGCUUAGGAGCCCUAAUCAUAGAUCAGGACCCCAUUGUACUAGGUGCUGUUCAAACACAGAACAAACAGAUGGUCCUUGCUCCAAAGAGCGUACAGUCUAAGCAUAGCAGCUCCACAGCCUGGAGGGUAGAUUCCUCUCUCUCUGCCCCCUUUACAUAUCCCUAGAACCACUUUCCUAGGUACUCAUACUGGAUGCUCUGAUCUGGAUUUGUUCCUAUAUGCAUACAAUUCCUACAUAGAUCAGUGGGUUUUGAAAGACUUAAGCCCUGGUUCUCAGCCCCAGUUCCACUUGCUUUGUUGUUCUCUGGCAGCACAAAGCAACAGGAAUGGUGCCUUAAAAGGCAGCUAGGAAUUCCUGGGGUGAAGAAAAAUCCUUGAGUAGCAUAUAAUGCUCACAGUGCUAGAAUAAUGACUCCUUAGCGGGUCAGUAUAAGCUGGUGUAAAUUAGAGCAGCUCUAUGGCUGCUCCAACUACAUUUUGUGCUGGCUUCAGCUCCCAACCAGCCCAGUGCUGUCUCAGAGCCGUUUUUGCCUGGCUCCCUCAGGAGUGUAAACACGAGCUUGUGGCAACUGAGCAUUCAGCCUUUAGUCUCUUUUUCUAGCAUUAUAAAGUGUAAAGAUACAGAACUGUAGACCAAUGAUCCAACCCAGGAAGAAUUUUGAGACCUGUGUGAUUUCAGUUCUUCAGACUAGUAAUAUUCCUAUUUUUUCAGUGUUUUUUCCUAACCUGAGUUUGAAUUAAGUGUGUAUAAUUCCUGAAAAAUCACAGUAAUGUCUCUUUUUUUUGGUCACAAAAAAGUCUUCAGGGCAGGAGAAGCAGAAAAGCAGUGAUUUCACCCAUUACCUAACUUGACGAAUAAAAUUUAGUCUGUAAAUA
Molecule: messenger RNA, 2978 nt
Organism: Caretta caretta (loggerhead turtle)
Lineage: Eukaryota; Metazoa; Chordata; Testudines; Cheloniidae
Gene: IFTAP
Product: intraflagellar transport associated protein
Biological process (GO): spermatogenesis; acrosome reaction
Cellular component (GO): cytosol; 9+0 non-motile cilium
Molecular function (GO): intraciliary transport particle A binding
Source: RefSeq, a predicted model, not a curated record